AUGGAAAGGUGUCUCUUUUCUCUUGCAGCCCACACACUCAUCUGCUUUUCGUGCUCUGAUGCCUCCUCCAACUGGGCCUGCCUGAAGCCUGUCAAGUGUGGGGAGAAUGAGAACCACUGCGUGACGACGUACGUCGGAGUGGGACUCGGCGGCAAAUCCGGCCAGUCCAUCUCCAAGGGCUGCUCCCCCAUCUGCCCCAGCGCCGGGAUCAACCUGGGAAUCGCGGCCGCCUCCGUCUACUGCUGCGAUUCCUUCCUGUGCAACAUCAGUGGCUCCAGCGGCGUCCGGGCCAGUUCCACCCUCUUGGCCCUGGGGAUCCUCGUGAGCUUCUUCUACGUCCUCCGGGCUCGAGAGAGUUGACGGGUUGGCCGAGGCAGAGCCACCUCCUGGAGGCCCCCCCGUGGGUCUCACCAGCCGAUAUCUUCUCUGUCGCUGUCUGCAAG
This is a messenger RNA of Manacus vitellinus (golden-collared manakin), 443 nucleotides long. Its product is annotated as lymphocyte antigen 6E. Lineage: Eukaryota; Metazoa; Chordata; Aves; Passeriformes; Pipridae. Gene Ontology annotation, molecular function: acetylcholine receptor inhibitor activity. The record is from RefSeq and is a predicted model, not a curated record.